Messenger RNA from Dibothriocephalus latus, 231 nucleotides. Lineage: Eukaryota; Metazoa; Platyhelminthes; Cestoda; Diphyllobothriidea; Diphyllobothriidae. The record is from the annotation of a GenBank genome assembly.
AUGAAUAGCGCACUUCAGUGCAUUUCCAAUGUACCCCAGCUGAUGGAUUUCUUCCUUAAGGACAAAUAUAAAAAGGAGUUAAAUCGCGUCAGCAGUCUAGGUUCAAAGGGUGUUAUUGCGGAAUGUUUCGCCGACCUCAUAAAACGCCUGUGGUCAACGGGCUCUACAGAGAACGCCAUCAAUCCUCGUGAACUUAAGGUAAUUUUGCCUGGCGGAAGUUUCACUCUUUAA